Molecule: messenger RNA, 5544 nt
Organism: Dalotia coriaria
Lineage: Eukaryota; Metazoa; Arthropoda; Insecta; Coleoptera; Staphylinidae
Gene: Als2
Product: Amyotrophic lateral sclerosis 2
Exons: 5
Coding region: 242-4705 (1487 amino acids)
Biological process (GO): endosomal transport; regulation of GTPase activity
Cellular component (GO): intracellular membrane-bounded organelle; cytoplasm
Molecular function (GO): small GTPase binding; guanyl-nucleotide exchange factor activity
Source: RefSeq, a predicted model, not a curated record
ACUUAACAUUUACAUACAGAAAUCAUCUGUUUUCUCAAUACAAUCACUCGAUACUAUUUCACACUCACUCCACUCAUUUUUACCCGCGAUUUCAGUUUGGCUGCUCCAUUAUUAGUCAUGACUUUCAUUCAUAAAAACUCAGCGAACUCGACUUCAAAUAUGUAAAGCAAGCCACCCAACGUAAAAUGAUCGUAAACGCGGAAUUCAGUUGAGCUCCAAUUGUUUUGUGGCUCAGUUAAAUAUGAUGGACAAGAUCUAUAUCUGGAAUGGCAAGAAAAAAAUCAAAUUGUUAAACAACAUCAAUGAAACCGUUAAGAAACUGUGCAACAUCAACGACCAUCUAUAUUUACUCACUUCAACCAAUAAGUUUUACCAUGGAAACAUAGAAAUUGUGGAGGAUGAAGAACAGGUAACAUUUCAACUUUCUGAUGCAUUUAGGCCACAGGACAUUGAUUGCAAAGCUGACACUUUAUACAUUGUUGAUCAAAAUGGCAAGGUAUUGUCAUACAAUGAAGACCUGGAGUUUCAAUCAGAAAUUACACUGGUUGAAGAUGCUAGAACAUGUUUCCAUGGCCACACUGCAUCUCGCUUUAAGAUGAAAGUCAGUAAGAUAUCUGUGGGUGAAUAUGGUGGCUUGUUUAUUACUGAGAAUGGUCAACUGUGGGGGUCAGGUAAUAUGCAUCAAAUAGGCAUUAAUAGCACAACACCGAAAAAAGUAACGUUUUUUGAUAAUCGUUACGUGUAUGCUUGCAAUGUUGGCAAUGAUUUUGCCAUAGUCAUUGUAAGCAAACAAUUGCUGAAUGAUGACACUGACAGUGAUGACUGUGAGGAAGAUGUUUUCAUUUCAAGCUGUCCCCAAUGUUUAUCCACCUCACAGUUGACUUCUCCCAUCUCUCAAUAUUCAUUGUCAGAUAAUUGUCCACUUGGUCUGCCAAUACCUGUUAGCUAUGACAUAGAAACCACUUCAACUAGCAGUAAAAAUGAUAGUAUCAGUAGUAACGAAACGAAGAAAUGCAACGGCGAUUCGAAUGAAGAGUCCAAAGUUGAAAAGAACAUCAUUUUUCGAAACACAGAAGCAGCCAAGGAGUUUCUUACCAGACAAUUCUCAUGGAUGUCUUCAGCUGGGGAAGAGUAUCUGGUGGAAUGUACGGAGAAACCGACUCGCAUCAUCAAGGAAAAUGUCAGUAGCAUGGCGAACUUGGUGUACGAAGGAGUUAAGACAGUUGGUGAUAAAGUCGUGACGUUAUCGCGACAUGUCAGCGGGUCGUCUGAUAACAACGAUGUGCUUGAGAGUCUGGAAGAGAUGCAGUUGCCGCGUGUGACGUCCAAGGAUGAGUUUAUGUGGUCUUUGAGUCAAUGCACCGAGGAGAAAGAUAUGUCCGAGCAGGGAAUUCAUGAAAAGUGUAAUAAUAUUAUUAAAGCUGGGUGCAAUUAUAUUAAUUGCGAAGUUUGGACAUGGGGAAACAUUGUACAUGGACAAUUAGGAAAAACGGCAUUGUUCAACGGAAUUGGCGAUAUCAUCAAACGUGAGCGCCCGAUGAUAAUAACGAAACUAUCGAAUAUUGGUGCACUGAAAGUGAGCGUGCAAAGUUACCACGCUGGUAUUCUCACAUUGGAUGGCAGAGCUUUCUUAUGGGGCAAAAACGAUCAAAAUCAAGUUACCGUCGAUUGCGCCGUGGAUCAAAGUUCACCGCGGUUGUUUUCCACUGAAAGUGGUGAAAGGAUAAAAGAUAUAACUUGUUGUGAUUCGCAUACAUGGCUGCUAACAACUAGCAACGUCACCAAGUAUAUCGGGAAACAUGCGAAUCAAAAGAUCGUUGAUGUUCAUAUGCAGGAACGAAAUGAGAAGACAAAUAGCGACAUGCAGGACGAUCCUCAUUUAGACGAUAAGAUUGCGAAUUAUUUGAUAUCCUGCAAACAAUACUCACUGCUUAAUCACGUUGCGGAUUGCAAUAGUUUUGUAAUGAAGAAUUUGGUUGUCGAGCAAAAAGCACUUGAAGAUAUGCUGACUGUUCAGAGUAAUCUGAUAAAACCGCUUAUGAAAAAGAAUAUUGCUACUGGCGAUGACUCAUUGUACGAUCAACUUUGUCGCGAGUAUAUCGACUUGUUGCACUUCACAGCUGCUAAUGUGAAAAGUUUAAUUGACUUUACAAAUAAUGUAUUGCCUGAAAGCGAUAUUAUUAUGACGAAGUACGUUGAGGAACAUAUCCGAGUAUAUCGCAUCUAUUUGAAUACAUUGCAUAAUGUAAUUUCACUCGGCGGGUGUUCAACAAUUGCCAAAUACCUAGACAUUCCCGUUUGUCUUUAUAAACUGGUUGAUGUACAAAAGCGAGAUAAGAAAGGUGACGAAAUUGUCACAUCGCGACUUUUGGCACACCCAUUGGAUAGACUUUCGUUUUAUGAAAACUUCGUCCAUUUUUUUGUCAAGAAUACUCCAAAAGUUCGCCAUGAUGUCAUGUCCAAAUGGACACUUUUCAUUGAAGAGCAGAAAAAUAAAAAACAGGAAACUAUUCAAACCAAAGAGUUUUGGUUGAAUUCCGGUAAAGUGAUAGAGCAUUUGAAAACUCCGUCUAGACGCCUGCUGCGUGAAUCGCACAAAUUUCCACUAUUCCUGCAAAAUGGCAGCCGCUUCUCGACUCAUUGGUUUAUUUUGUUAACAGAUAUUUUUAUUCACAUGAACGGGUCCACGUGCAAUAUGCACGACUUGCGCACCAUGUGGGUGGAACCACAGCAGGAUAGCGCCAAUAAUCAGUAUCAGAUUAGCUUGAAGAUGCCGGAGGAUACCCUGGAUCUAUAUGCAAAUGAACCAGAGCAGAAGAUUGAGUGGUUUCAUGCGUUGCAGAAUGCGAUUAAAAGCUCAUUGGGGAAGGUUAGUUUACACCAACCACCCGAAGAAAGAAACGCGGAAUAUACUUUUACGAAAAAUGGGUAUUACAAGGAUGCGAAAUACAAUGGCAGAUGGAAGUGCGGAAAAAUGCAUGGAGAAGGUAAACUCGAAUGGCCUGAUGGACGAGUUUAUACUGGACAGUUUCAACAAAAUCAGAUGCACGGUAGAGGUAGAUUGGAUGAACCAAAUAAAGGUGUAUAUAAGGGGCAGUGGAAAGAUAAUCUUCAAAAUGGUUUUGGAAUUUUUAAUUAUUCAUCAGGCGAUGUUUACAAAGGAUGUUUUAAAGAUGGUCUGCCAAAUGGCCAUGGAUGCCUUAGGCAGGGACAUUUUAUGGCACAAAAUGCAUCCAUUUAUAUUGGUGAUUGGCUUUUUGGCAAUAAAAGCGGAUAUGGUGUUAUGGAUGAAAUAACUAUAGGUGAGAAAUAUCUUGGAAACUGGUCAGAUAAUAAAAAACAUGGCAAUGGUACAAUUGUAACCUCGGAUGGCAUCUAUUAUGAAGGAGUUUUUAAUCAAGAUGUACUCAUGGGCCAUGGAAUUAUGAUACUCGACGAUGGUACUCAUUAUGAAGGCGACUUUAAGGGUACAGGGGUACUUAGUGGCAAAGGAGUUUUGACACUGAAAUCCGGACACAUUUUGGAAGGCUCUCUGACUGGAUCGUGGAGUGAAGGAAUCAAGAUAUCUAACGGCGUGUUAUCAUUGCCUAAGUUUGAUCAUGUGGAUGAUAGUCCAAAGGCAUUUGGUACAUACUGUACGCCCGUUGAUCAGAAAUGGAAAGGAUUGUUCAGGCAUUACCAUCAACUGUUGGGUGUACAAGAUAAUACCACCAAAAACAAUGUGAAACUGCCAGAUACCCAUAGAGUGUGGCAGAAUGUAGCUGUUAUUAUAUCAAAUAAGCAUUUUGGCUCAAAUAGUAAAAAUUGUAAAAACUUAGAAAAAUCCAUGAAUAACUUAGACAUGAUACCUGAUUUUGGAAAGGACGGUAUUAACAUGAAGACUUAUAUGGAAAUGAGAAAUUAUUUGCAUAAAGCUUUUGACUGUCCAAGACAUCCACUAGGUUCAUUGUUGAAUGAUUUAACGGCAGCGUACACGGCUGCUUAUGGAUCAAGAGCGCAUGCAUUACUUUUGCCACAUGCGGUGAGGGAACUUCAUUUUGUAACGCAGAGGCUGUACGAUAUUGUAAGGCUGUUGUUUCCCGCACUGCCUCAAUACGGCAAAGAGAUCAUAUUAGACGAGAAAGACGAAUUGUCCGGUACAGUAUCAUGUCAAAUACUUUUGUAUCCGAUCAUCCUGCCACGAGUUCAUUCAACAUUGUUCAAUUUAUACACAUUACGGAACAAGUUUAAAGAUGCAAUGUAUUGGAAACGCCUGCUGGAAUGGAAUAAACAACCCGAUUAUACACUCAUGGCUUUUUUACAUGUUGACCAAAAAUUUAUUAAAGGGUAUGCGGAUGGAAUUCCACUUUCGCCAGGUAACACAAAACGUGACCUAAUGUUUAUUGAAGCUGUGGAAACCUUACAAUCGUUAAUCACGACUUUUUCACCAAUGGAAAAACUUUGUGUUAUCAAACAGACCUUUAAGAAGAUGUCGGAAUGUGUACGCGAACAGCUGGGCGAGAAUUAUAAGUGGAAUAUGGAUGAUCUUUUUCCGCUCUUCCAAUACGUGGUCGUGCGUGCGAGAAUUUUGCAGCUAGGUUCUAUAUUGGAGUUUGUUGAGGAUUUCAUGGAACCAAGUUUAGAAAGUGGUGAGUUGGGCAUAAUGUUUACUACACUAAAGGCUGUCUACUGUUUGAUCACCCAGGAAAAGGUGUCUGGGAAUUGAUAUUAAAACUCGACCCUAAUUGUUGAUAUAUAUUAUGUUUGCAAUAAUGAUGGAAUGAGAAUGAAUAAGGUGUUAACACGGUAGUAUGUCAUAAGUUAAGUGUGAAAACAUAUCAAAGAGAAUUAACGGCAAUAUGAAUGCUGCAAUAUGUAAAAAUAAUUAUUUCGGGUUUGUUAAAUGUUAUUUUAGUGAUGUGUAUGACGUCCAGAUAAUACUGCUUUAUAUUGUACAGACGUAUUUUUAUUCUGUGAUUUGCAUAGAAAGUAAUUUACAGAUACGUAUGAUUAUUUACACCAAAAUAUUUAUAUUUUAAAAUCAUAUUUAUUUACUGUUAUUGAUUAUUUAAUAUAUACCAUAAGAUAAUGUGUCAGUAGGAAAACAUAUAUGUAAAUAGUAUAAACAUGGAAUGUGAACAAAUUGAUUAGUGAUUAAUGUGAUAAAUGUGAAAGUCAGGAAGAAACUAUGCCAUCAUUAAUAACUAAAGAGAAAUAUAUCUAAAUUGUAGAAUUGGUUUGUGACUGGUUAGAACGCAAUAAUCAAGUUGAAAGUUACGAACUUGGAUCAAUGAUGAUGAUUUUAAGUACCUGAACUGCCCAUUUAAUAAUAUCAUUAUAAAUACACAUCAAAGCAGUAUAAACCAAUAUUGUAUAAUGUAUAAUAAAUAUUAUUUACAGGAAUAUAUUAAUGUUAUUAACGUUUAAUUACUUUUGUGUUUGGUUGGUUUAAAGAUUUUGAGUAGUACAUAUUAUUAAUUCCAAAUGCAUACAUUUAUUAUGUUUGAAAUAUUAUUAUAUUAUUUAUUUAGAAAGAAGAAAAUAUACACAGUUUUCUUGUGCUUA